AUGAAAGAGGUGUACGGAACUUGCCAGUCGAACAUUCAACGGUAUCGCUACGACACAGAACGUGGCGACUGUGUAGCGUUUCGCUACAGCGGGUGUAACGGAAACGCCAACAACUUUGUCACCAUGGAUGCUUGCAGAACCAAAUGUGGGGUGGUUGUUCAACCUCCAGACACUACAACAGAUUAUGAAGUAGAAACUACAGCACCGACAGGAUUGGCCGCGUGCAGUCUCGAGAAAGACGAAUCCGUUUGCCCCGAUGGUACAGGAAGAAGUGAGAUCGCUUGGUACUAUGAUCUUACUUUGGCCGCGUGUCAACAAUUCAAUUACAGUGGAUGUGGUGGUAAUAAUAACCGAUUUGUCUCUGCCGAAGACUGUACGCGAACCUGCAACGCUCGAGAUGUGUGUACGUUGCCCAAGGAUUCAGGUACGUGCUAUGCAUACAGUCAGCAGUAUUACUUCAACCAGAAUACGAAAAGGUGUGAAAUCUUCGUUUACGGUGGCUGCGGUGGAAACGCAAAUCGAUAUCCCUCGAUUGAAAGAUGCGAGAAAACAUGCCACGCAUUGAUGGAGAAACAAAUUUCUACUGGACCCAUAAAAUUACCGGAUGAAUUCAAAGUUGCAAUUCUGGUUUGUCAUUUGCAACCUGAGAAAGGACCCUGCGAAAAAGACGAAAAGAAAUGGUAUUACGAAAUAAAAGAGGCGCGAUGCAGACAGUUCACCUAUGGUGGUUGUGAGGGCAACAAAAACCUUUUUGAAACGCAGGAAGAAUGCGAAAAUCUUUGUAGUCCAGAAGUUGUUUGUUCGUUCUCAAGGGACAGUGGAAAUUGUACACCUUAUCACAGAGGCUAUUACUUCAAUUCAGCGCUCGCUCGUUGUGAACAUCUCGCUUAUGGCGACUGUUAUGGAAAUGCAAACAGGUUUUAUACGAUUGAAUUGUGCGAGAAGAAGUGUAAAGAUUUGAUUACAACACCAGAAAUAACGACUCCGACACCAGAACCCACAGUGAAACCGACAGUGAGGGAUUGUCACUUACCGAAAGCCAGUGGGUCUUGUCGAGCUCGGAUAUCUGCCUGGCAUUACGAUAUUCAAGACAAUACUUGCAAGCAGUUUUAUUACGGAGGCUGUGAAGGUAAUGCAAACAGAUUCGAAACAAAAGACGAAUGCGAAAAAACAUGCAACGUUUAUGAUAUCUGCAAUCUGCCAAAAGAGGGUGGACACUGUUUGGCCUAUAUGGAACAAUAUUACUUUGACCAAAAUACGCAACGUUGCGAACAGUUCGUGUACGGUGGUUGUGGCGGAAAUGCCAACCGAUUUGCCUCCCUUGAAAAAUGCCACAUUAUAUGCCGGGAUCUGAUAGAGAAACCAGUCACUUCUCAUCCGCCUGUUUCCCGACCACCUCCAAGACCAGUUGAAAUGUGCCAUUUGGAAAAGAAAACAGGCUCGUGCCGAGCGCAAAUAUCAGCCUGGUAUUAUGACAUGGAGGACAACACUUGUAAGCAUUUCUAUUAUGGAGGCUGCGAGGGAAAUGGAAAUCGAUUCCAAUCAAGGGGAGAAUGUGAAAGUAUUUGCAACUCGAAUGAUAUUUGUCAGCUGCCAAAAGAAUUCGGUAUCUGCUACGCCUACAGUGAACAAUAUUACUUCAACACUCAGACAAAACGCUGCGAGGAUUUUGUGUAUGGAGGCUGCGGUGGAAAUGCUAACAGAUUCAGUUCUCUUGCGAAAUGUCUCGCUUUAUGCCAUUCUCUGAUCGAACAGACAACAACUCAACCGACAACCGGAGAGCGUGUCGUUUUCGCAAACCCAGUAGAAGUUUGUCACCUGGAAAAAGAUGUUGGACCGUGUCAAUCUCAGAUUCCAGCCUGGCAUUAUGAUGCUACGGAGCACCAAUGCAAACGAUUCUAUUAUGGCGGCUGUCAAGGCAAUGCCAACAAAUUCGACUCCAAAGAAGAGUGCCAAUCUAAGUGCAAUGCUCGAAGCAUCUGUCAGCUACCAAAGGAAAGUGGACAGUGCUAUGCUUACAGCGACCAGUAUUAUUUUAAUUCAAGAACCAAACAUUGUGAGCAAUUUGUGUACGGUGGAUGUGGAGGAAAUGCCAACCGAUUCUCUUCAGCUGCCAAAUGCAUGGAUGUUUGCCAAUCACUCAUUGAAAGAGAGACCCUACCAACGCCACCUGUAACAGACAAACCUCUGUCCCAUCCAGUCGAAGCUUGUCACCUCGAAAAGGAAGUUGGUCCUUGCCGUGCUCAGCUCCCUGUCUGGUAUUACGAUGCAGUUGAACACCAAUGCAAAGAAUUCAAAUAUGGCGGUUGCCAAGGGAAUGCUAACAGAUUUGGCACCAAAGAACAAUGUCAUCUUACGUGCCACCCUGAAGGUAUCUGUUAUCUACCAAAGGAAAGUGGGCAGUGCUAUGCUUACAGUGAUCAGUAUUAUUUUAAUCCAAGAACCAAACGUUGCGAGCAAUUUGUGUACGGUGGAUGUGGAGGAAAUGCCAACCGAUUCUCUUCAGUUGCCAAAUGCAUGGAAGUUUGCCAAUCAUACAUUGAAAAAGAGACCCUACCAACGCCACCUGUAACAGACAAACCUCUGUCCCAUCCAGUCGAAGCUUGUCACCUCGAAAAGGAAGUUGGUCCUUGCCGUGCUCAGCUCCUUGUCUGGUAUUACGAUGCAGUUGAACACCAAUGCAAAGAAUUCAAAUAUGGCGGUUGCCAAGGGAAUGCUAACAGAUUCGGCACCAAAGAACAAUGUCAUCUUACGUGCCAUCCUCAAGUCGUCUGUUAUCUCCCAAAUGAAAGUGGACAGUGUUACGCCUACAGCGAACAAUAUUAUUUUAAUCCAAGGACAAAACGUUGCGAGCAGUUUUCGUACGGUGGAUGUGGAGGAAAUGCCAACCGUUUCUCUUCAGCUGCCAAAUGCAUAGAAGUCUGCGAAUCACACAUUGUAAGUGAGACUCCACCAAGACCACCUGUAACAGACAAACCUCUGUCCCAUCCAGUCGAAGCUUGUCACCUCGAAAAGGAAGUUGGUCCUUGUCGUGCUCAGCUCCCUGUCUGGUAUUACGAUGCAGUUGAACACCAAUGCAAAGAAUUCAAAUAUGGCGGUUGCCAAGGGAAUGCUAACAGAUUCGGCACUAAAGAACAAUGUCAUCUUACGUGCCAUCCUCAAGACAUUUGCGAAUUACCAAAAAAGACCGGCCACUGUCUCGCCUACAGCGACCAGUAUUAUUUUAAUUCAAGAACCAAACGUUGCGAGCAAUUUGUGUAUGGUGGAUGUGGAGGAAAUGCCAACAGAUUCACUUCAGCUGCGAAAUGUAUGGACGUCUGCCAAUCCUUGGUGAACAUCGAUAUUCCACUAUCAACACAUCAACCUCAUAUUAAUCCAGAAUUGUGCCAGUUUCCACAGGAUUCAGGGAAUUGUUUCAAUUACAGCGAAAUCUAUUAUUUCGACCAAGAAACAAACCGUUGCGAACAAUUCGUUUACACUGGCUGCGGUGGAAAUGCCAACAGAUUUCAAUCUCUUUCUGAGUGUCAAAGAGUUUGCCGUCCGGUUGAAGGGACGAAAAAACCAGUCACCAAGAUCGAUGUACCAGAAACCCCAAAACGGAAUAAAGAGGUUUGCAGGUUACGAAAGUUGAUUGGACCUUGCAGCUAUAAUAUCACUGCGUGGUACUUCGAUGACAAGUAUGGAGUGUGCAGCAUGUUCGUCUACAGCGGCUGUGGCGGAAAUAAAAAUAACUUCAAAACUUUGAAAGAAUGUGAAAAAGUAUGUCAGCCAACCAACGAUGUAUGUAAUCAUCCAAUGGCCACGAAACCGUGUUCAAGUUCGAAAGCAUUUUGGGUCUAUGACAACGUCAACAAAACCUGCCGCCAUUACCCGAUUGGACACUGUGAGGAAAAUCCUCUUCAGUUCAUCUCUGAGCACGCCUGUCAAAAACAAUGCCUCCAUCAAGGUAAAGAGACAAAAGAUAUUUGUCAUUUCCCAAUGGAAGAAGGCCCUUGCAGGUCUUAUAUUCGUGUUUGGUACUACAAUAUGGACGACGGUAUUUGCAAGCCUUUUAUCUAUGGUGGAUGCGAAGGAAACAAAAAUCGAUUUGACCUGAAGGAGAAAUGCGAGAGAAUCUGUAACAAACACACAAUUUGCAAAUUAAAGAAGGACUCAGGUCAUUGCUAUGGCUAUAAUGACGCUUACUACUUCAACCCGGCGAAGAACAUGUGCGAGCAUUUUGUGUAUGGUGGCUGUGGAGGAAAUGCCAACCGAUUCUCUUCAAGAAAACAGUGUCACGAGUUUUGCAGUGGGCAUAUUUCCAAUGGCUCCCACGCCACAGAACUCAGAGAAGCAGAUAAAUGUCGAUUGGAACCAGACUCAGGCCCUUGCCAAGAAAGGAAUAUAUUUUGGUAUUAUGACUACAAAAUCGGGGUCUGCUCACGUUUCUUUUACACUGGCUGCGGAGGCAACGAAAACAGGUUUGCAUCGGAAGAAAUCUGCUUAACGUCUUGUAAGCCAUUUAUGACAUUCACAACUCAUGCACCACUGACCCAGAAUUCUCUUACCGGAAAUCACAACAAUAAGUUCAGGACUAUUCACGUCACUCCAAAAGAGACACUAACUUUACAAUGUGGCGAACUGUUCGAUAGUACUGGAGGAGGAAAUCAAGUGACUUGGACACAUGAAGGCCAAGAUAUUUCCCCAAGUGUUCGUCGCCAAAUACAAAAACUUAAUUUGGUUGUCUAUAACGUGAGUAACAAAGAUACUGGGAUGUAUACCUGUCGAAAGAAGAGCAACACAGUUACACCAACAUUAGAUAAAUAUCAAGUUGUCAUUAAAGUGCCAGCGACGAUAGAAUAUGGUGCAUCACAUAUGACAGCACUUCCGAACCAUCGACUUGCAAUUCCUUGCCAGGCUCAUGGGGUUCCCAAACCGCUGAUUACUUGGUACAAAAGUGGCCAACAAAUACACAACGAUAAUCAUUACCACGUCUUCGACAACGGCACAUUACUUAUUGACCCUUUUAUCUCCAAUGAUGUUGCUACAUACAAAUGCUUGGCUAGAAACGAUUAUGAGGGAAAGGCUGAAAAGGAAGUCAUAGUUACUAUUCAAGAGUCACUAAAUCUGGAAAUCAAAAAGAGCAGUCGAAAUCUCCACGUAGGAGAUAAAGUAACCCUGACUUGUACGGCUGAUGGUUAUCCUAAUACGCGAUUCCAAUGGUUCUACAAAGACCGAGAACUUUACACCAACAAUCGAAUCACAGUUACAGACGGCAUCCUCAUUAUCAGGAACGCCACCUAUGACAACACCGGCAUCUACACUUGCCGAGGAACACACGCCAAUGAACAAGUCAACAAAGACGUGAGCGUUCGCAUUUUAUCCAUGCCUGAUGAAGUGCCCAAUGUCUGCAAGGAUCGAUUACCAAUAGAUCGAUGUCGGAUGAUUGUAGCAGCAAAGCUGUGCAAACGAAAGACCUUCCACAAAAACUGCUGUGUGACAUGUUCACGAAGCAUGACCUUUCGUAGGUAG
Molecule: messenger RNA, 5511 nt
Organism: Acanthosepion pharaonis
Lineage: Eukaryota; Metazoa; Mollusca; Cephalopoda; Sepiida; Sepiidae
Source: the annotation of a GenBank genome assembly